UUUGCUCCGCCCAUGUAGUAAUUAAAGUACAGAUGAGCCUGUGAAACCUGCAGUUCAGCAUCUCUCAUCCUGAUUUAACUAGUGAAGAGAAAAUCACCCCGCGGUAGCGUUUCAGCAUAGGUGCAGUCUUGCACAAUGAGAGUUUUAAUCUCAUUGUAUGUAUCUAUGCUACUUGUUGGCAGAAGCAUCAACACUGGCAGCCUGUUUUAUCCAUUUGGAAAUGGAGACGCAAAGAAUCCACACACAGAUGAUGGAAGCUCACCAUUGAUUCAACUCCUGCAACCAUUUAAGUUUUUUGCAAACACAUACGACAAAAUCUAUGUCAACAACAAUGGACACUUGACUUUUGAUGAACCAUGGACCAGCUGGUCUCCGUACAGCUUCCCGGCUUACAGUGACAAAGAUAUCAUCGCUCCAUUCUGGACUGAUAUUGAUAACCGUAGGACUGGUGUGAUCUCAUAUCAGCAGUACACCUCGGGUGAUGUCCUGACGCAAGCUACACAAGACAUAAACCAAUACUUCCCUGAUCUAAGCUUCUCUGCUUCAUGGGUCUUUGUUGCAACUUGGGACAGAGUGGCAUACUACCGAUUUUCAGGAACUGAAACAUCUUUCCAAGCUGUUUUGAUUUCAAAUGGUCAUCUGUCAUUUGUUUUAAUGAACUACGGUAUAAUUGCUCCACCACUACACUGUGUACAGGCCGGUUAUGACACCUUCGACUCAAGCCACCAUUUCUCAAUAACGGAUUCAAUUCAGAAUGAAGUCACAAACUUAACAUACAGCAGCAAUGUCAAUGUUACAGGCAGAUGGGCCUUCAGAACAGAUUAUGGACCACCGAGUUGUCAGUUCAAUGGUUUACAAGUGCAGAUGGGAGAUUCUUUCUGGAGUGAUGCCACCUGUCAGGAGAGAUGCACCUGUACCAGUAGAGGCCUCCAGUGCAGCAUGGAACCCUGCACUUAUUCCCAAGCAUGUCGUGCAGCAACUUUCCAAUACUCUUGUCAGUACAUUCCAAGACAAACCUGUACAAUCGCAGGAGAUCCUCAUUACUACACCUUUGACAAUCAGAUUUUUCACUUUCAAGGAACUUGCACUUAUGUUCUUUCGGAGGCUUGUGGAAAUAAUUUGCAAUAUUAUCGUAUUGAGGGCAAAAAUGAUCAUCGAGGUAGUACACGUGUGUCAUGGACACGGAUGGUCAGAGUGUUUGUGUAUGAUCAAGAAAUUGAACUGAUUAAAGAUAACUAUUAUGAGGCAAAGGUUAAUGGGACCUUAAGAGCAACGCCAUUCACACUGAACAAUGGCUCCAUCCAGGUCUAUCAGUCAGGUUUCACCUUGGUCAUCAGCACAGACUUUGGUUUGGUUGUUACAUAUGAUUCAUACAGCUGGGUCGACAUAUCAGUGCCUUACGAAUAUCAGAAUGCAACAUGUGGUCUGUGUGGAAACUUUAACCUGCAUCCUGAAGAUGAUUUCCGUUCUCCUUCUGGAGAGAUACUGAGCUCAGAUGUGGACUUUGCCAACUCUUGGAAAGUAGACAGAGACCAAGAUCCUGAAUGUCAUAAUGUCAGGUGCACUGGUCUGGCUUGUGCUAAUUGUAAUACAGAUGACAUGAGUGUUUACAGUGAUGCAAACCACUGCGGGAUCCUAGGAGAUGUUUUUGGUCCUUUUGCUGCCUGCCACUCUGUGCUUGCACCACAGACGUAUGUAGAGAACUGUGUCUACGAUCUUUGCCUAGGAGGAGGAUACCAACCGAUUCUGUGUCAGGCUCUCAAUGUGUAUGCUGCUCAGUGCCAACAACAGGGGGUACAACUAGGCCAGUGGAGACAACAGGGAUUUUGUGAGAUUCAAUGCCCUGAGCACAGUCAUUUUGAGUCCCAAGGAACAAGCUGUCCUGCAACCUGCAGUGAUCCCUCUGCUCCAAUGAACUGCCCCUUGCCGGGCCAGGAGAGCUGUAUCUGUGAUGAUGGGUACAUUCUCAGUGCUGGUACAUGUGUACCUGAAGCAGCCUGUGGAUGCACCUUUGAGGGAUUCUAUUAUGCUGAGGGACAGUCAGUAGUGUUGGAUGAGGACUGUGGCAGGGAAUGUGUUUGCAGCAGCAUGACAAUGAUCUGCAAUCAGCACCAGUGUGGUCCAGCAGAGGUGUGCAAAGAUCAUAACGGUGUGAGAGGAUGCAGACCCACCAGCUAUGCUACUUGUUCAGUUGAAGGCCAAGGUUCAUAUCACACAUUUGAUGGACAAACCUUCAGAUAUCCUGGAGCUUGUGGACUGACGCUGGCAAGGGUGAUGGGGCCAUCCCAACUACCAUACUUUGCUGUGACAGUGGAAAAAGUGCCUAGAGUUCCUCAAGAUUUUGCUAGGUUCCUGAAGUUUGAGGCAGAUGGAACUCAUGUCUCCAUAGAUUUGGGUGAAGGCAGCAAUUUGCAGGUGGAUGGACAGAUGCUUGGUUUGCCCAUCAGUGUUGGUUCCAGUCAGAUACGCAUCUAUCACAGCAGUGUAAGAGGUUUUGUUCUUGAAACAAACUUUGGGGUGACCAUUAGAGCUGACUGGCCAAACAUUGUCAGAAUCACAGCACCAAGCACUUACAGUGGUACACUCGGAGGUCUAUGUGGGAACUUCAAUGAAAACAUUAACGAUGAGUUUUACAGCCGAGAUGGUGUUCUACUGAAUGACACCCAGACAUUUGCCGACAGCUGGCGUGAUGGGUCCCUAUCAACCCACUGUGAGGACACAACUGAAAUUUGGGAACCAGGACAAUAUCAGAUCAACAGUCAGUUCAGUGAGCACUGCAGUAUUAUGACCAUGCCUGAUGGACCAUUUGCUGAGUGCAGCAGAACACUAGACCCUGCACAACGCAUACAAGAUUGCAUUCAGAUGUUGGAGCAGACAAGUGGUGCCAGGGAGGUUCUAUGUGAGGCCCUGCAGGGAUACACACUGCUCUGCCAACAGAAUGGCAUCACAGUUGGAGAGUGGAGAAACCUUACCUACUGUGAUCCCAAAUGUCCACUGAAUACCCAUUAUGAAUUGUGUGGCACAUCCUGUCCGGCAUCCUGCCCUAGUCUUUCAUUUCCCUUCCAGUGCACUCUGCAGUGCCAGGAGGGAUGCCAGUGUAAUGAUGGACUUGUUCUGAAUGGAGAUCAGUGUGUGCCUCCAACAGGUUGUGGUUGCCACUAUGCUGGGUGUUAUCGGCAGUCUGGAGAGCAGUUCUGGCAGGGUGAGGAGUGUCAGUCUCUGUGCGUUUGUAAUGGGAUUACGGGAAAUGUCCAAUGCACACCAUCAUAUUGCAGUGAACAAGAAGUCUGCCGUGUGGUGGAUGGAGAGUACGGCUGUCAUCCCAAUCCACAUGCUAGCUGUUCUGCUUCAGGAGACCCCCAUUAUAAGUCUUUUGAUGGAACCUACUUUGAUUUUCAGGGCACAUGCAGAUAUGUGCUGGCCACAGUAUGUAAUGACACUCGCAGUCUUCCACACUUCCAGGUGGAUGCAAGAAAUGAGGCUUGGCAGGGACUCCCAGUUUCAUUGACCGUUGAGGUUUUUGUCAAUGUUUCUGAGCAUCUUGUACACAUGUCACAGGACAUGAAUGGUUAUUCUUCUGUUCAGGUUGAUGGAGAGAUCCGGAACCUUCCCAUCCUACUUGACUCUGGCCGGGUAUCUGUCUACUCCACUGGAUCACAAAUAGUUGUUUCAACCGACUUUGGUUUCAGUGUGACUUACGGCUUCUGGGCAGUAAACGUCAUUGUACCUGCAGACUACAGAGGAGUUACCUGUGGACUCUGUGGUAACUAUAAUGGUCAUACAGAAGAUGACUUCAUGACUCCUUCAGGUUCUUUGGCACCAUCAGCAGGUCAGUUUGGGGCAGAAUGGAAGGUUGAGGAUGAAGUGCAAUGCAGUGAUGGACCUGUAAAUGGUCCAUUGUGCCAAGAUCAAACUAUUGCUCAAAGUCUGUGUGAGAUCAUCAGGGACAAUCAGGGCCCAUUUAGCUUCUGCCAUGCUGUUGUAGAUCCACAAGCAUACUUUAAUGACUGUUUAUUUGACGUGUGCCUCUCUGGAAACAGUAAUGAUGUCUUGUGCCACUCUUUGGAAUCCUAUAUGAGGGCUUGUCAAUCUGCCAAUGCUGUGGUCUUCCCCUGGAGAGAAAGUGCAUCCUGUGUCAUGCCGUGUCAGUUAGAGAACAGUCACUAUGAGUUGUGUGGCACAGACUGUGGUCAUAUGUGUGCCAGCAGCGUUGAUGGUAGUUGUGAACACACAUGCUCAGAGGGUUGUUUCUGUAAUGAUGGAUUUGUGAGGAGCUCAGGACUCUGUGUACCUGUAGAGCAAUGUGGCUGCUUGAAUGAUGGAUUCUACUAUCAUAUUGGUGAACAGUUCUUAAGUUCAGAAUGUUCUCAACGCUGUGAGUGUUUUGGACCAAAUGAUCUGCGUUGUUCUGCAUCCUCUUGCCCACCGACUAUGGAGUGUACAGUCAGAAAUGGACAUCGUGGUUGUUAUGAUAUUCAAAACAUUACUCAUACUACUGUUGUGCCAAAGACAACUUCAAUAAGAGAAACCACUGACACUGAUGGUUGGAGCUUUACUUAUACGACUGUUGUACCAGAGACGACUUCAAUAAGAGAAACGACUGAAACUGAUGGUUGGAGUUUUACUGAUACAACUAUUGAACCAGAGACGACUUCAAGAAGUGAAACCACUUACACUGAUGGUUGGAGAUUUACUGAUACGACUGUUGUACCAGACACGACUUCAAUAAGAGAAACCACUAACACUGAUGGUUGGAGCUUUACUGAUACGACUGUUGUACCAGACACGACUUCAAUAAGAGAAACCACUGAACCUGAUGGUUGGAACUUUACUGAUACGACUGUUGUUCCAGAGACGACUUCAAUAGGAGAAACCACUGACAAUAUAACUGUCCCAUUUUAUCCAUUUGGAUCUGGAGACACAGAUAAUGAACGCUCUGAUGAUGGAAGUUCUGCAGUCAUCUACCUUCUGCAACCGUUUAUAUUUUUUGGACACACAUACAACCAAAUUUAUGUCAACAACAAUGGACACUUGACUUUUGAUGGACCAUGGAACAGCUGGUCUCCAUACAGCUUCCCAGGUCAUGGUGGCAAAGAUAUCAUCGCUCCAUUCUGGACUGAUAUUGAUAACCGUGGGAAUGGUGUGAUCUCAUAUCAGCAGUACACCUCUGGCGAUGUCCUGACGCAAGCUACACAAGACAUAAACCAAUACUUCCCUGAUCUGAGCUUUUCUGCUUCAUGGGUCUUUGUUGCAACUUGGGACAGAGUGGCAUAUUAUCCAUAUUCAGGAACUGAAACAUCUUUCCAAGUGGUUUUGAUUUCAAAUGGUCAUCUCUCAUUUGUUUUAAUGAACUAUGGUAGAAUUGCUCCAUCACAGCGAUAUGUACAGGCCGGUUAUGAAAACAUCGACUCCAGCUACUAUUUCUCAAUAACUGGAUCACUCCAGACUGACUUCACAGGCUUAACAUACAGCAGCAAUGUCAAUGUUACAGGCAGAUGGGCCUUCAGAACAGAUUAUGGACCACGUGGCUGUCAGUUCAAUGGUUUAUCAGUGCAAUUGGGAGAUUCUUUCUGGAGUGAUGCCACCUGUCAGGAGAGAUGCACCUGUACCAGAAGUGGCCUCCAGUGCAGCAUGGAACCCUGCACUUAUUCCCAAGCAUGUCGUGCAGCAGCUUUCCAAUACUCUUGUCAGUACAUUCCAAGACAAACCUGUACCAUCAUAGGAGAUCCUCACUACUACACCUUUGACAAUCAGAUUUUUCACUUUCAAGGAACUUGCACCUACGUUCUCUCUGAGGCUUGUGGAAAUGAUUUGCAAUAUUAUCGCAUUGAGGGCAAAAAUGAUCAUCGAGGUAGUACACGUGUGUCAUGGACUCGGAUGGUCAGAGUGUUUGUGUAUGAUCAAGAAAUUGAACUGAUUAAAGAUAACUAUUAUGAGGCAAAGGUUAAUGGGACCUUAAGAGCAACGCCAUUCACACUGAACAAUGGCUCCAUCCAGGUCUAUCAGUCAGGUUUCACCUUGGUCAUCAGCACAGACUUUGGUUUGGUUGUUACAUAUGAUUCAUACAGCUGGGUCGACAUAUCAGUGCCUUACGAAUACCAGAAUGCAACAUGUGGUCUGUGUGGGAACUUUAACCUGCAUCCUGAAGAUGAUUUCCGUUCUCCUUCUGGAGAGAUACUGAGCUCAGAUGUGGACUUUGCCAACUCUUGGAAAGUAGACAGAGACCCAGACCCUGAAUGUCAUAAUGUCAGGUGUGCAGGUCUGGCUUGUGCUAAUUGUAAUACAAAUGACAUGAGUGUUUACAGUGAUGCAAACCACUGCGGGAUCCUAGGAGAUGUUUUUGGUCCUUUUGCUGCCUGCCACUCUGUGUUUUCACCACAGACAUACAUAGAAAACUGUGUCUACGAUCUUUGCCUAGGAGGCGGAUACCAACCGAUUCUGUGUCAGGCUCUCAAUGUGUAUGCUGCUCAAUGCCAACAACAGGGGGUACAACUAGGCCACUGGAGACAACAGGGAUUUUGUGAGAUGAAUUGCCCUAUUGAGCACAGCCAUUUUGAGGCACAAGGAACAAGCUGCCCUGCCACCUGCAGUGAUCCCUCUGCUCCGAUUAACUGCCCCUUGCCGGGCCAGGAGAGCUGUAUUUGUGAUGAUGGGUACAUUCUCAGUGCUGGUACAUGUGUACCUGAAGCAGCCUGUGGAUGCACCUUUGAGGGAUUCUAUUACGCUGAGGGACAGUCAGUAGUGUUGGAUGAGGACUGUGGCAGGGAAUGUGUUUGCAGCAACAGGACAAUGAUCUGCAAUCAGCACCAGUGUGGUCCAGCAGAGGUGUGCAAAGUUCAUAACGGUGUUAGAGGCUGCAGACCCACCAGCUAUGCUACUUGUUCAGUUGAAGGCCUAGGUUCAUAUCAUACCUUUGAUGGACAAACCUUCAAAUAUCCUGGAGCUUGUGGAAUGAUCCUUGCAAGAGUGAUGGGGCCAACACAACUACCAUAUUUUGCUGUGACAGUGGAGAAAGUGCCUAGAGUUCCUCAAGAUUUUGCUAGGUUCCUUAAGUUUGAGGCAGAAGGAACUCUGGUCUCCAUAGAAAUGGGAGAGGAAAGCAAUGUUCAGAUAGACGGACAGAUGGUUAGUCUGCCCAUCAGUGUUGGUUCCAGUCAGAUACGCAUCUAUCACAGCAGUGUGAGAGGAUUUGUUCUUGAAACAAACUUUGGGGUGACCAUUAGAGCUGACUGGCCACACAUUGUCCGAAUCACAGCACCAAACACUUACAGUGGUACACUUGGAGGUCUAUGUGGAAACUUCAAUGAAAACAUUAACGAUGAGUUUUACAGCCCAGAUGGUGUCCUACAGAACGACACCCAGAUAUUUGCAGACAGUUGGCGUGAUGGGUCCCUUUCAGCCCACUGUGAGGACACAGAUGACCACUGGGAAAAAGGAUACUAUCAGAACAUGAGUCAGUUCAGUGAGCACUGCAGCAUCAUGACCAUACCUGAUGGACCAUUUGCUGAGUGCAGCAGAACACUAGACCCUUCACAGCGCAUACAAGAUUGUAUUCAAAUGUUGGAGCAGACAAGCGGUGCCAGGGAGGCUCUAUGUGAGGCCCUGCGGGGAUACACACUGCACUGCCAACAGAAUGGCAUCACAGUUGGAGAGUGGAGAAACCUUACCUCUUGUGAAUCCACAUGUCCACUAAAUACCCAUUAUGAAUUGUGUGGCACAUCCUGUCCUGCAUCCUGCCCUAGUCUCUCAUUUCCCUUCCAGUGCACUCUGCAGUGCCAGGAGGGAUGCCAGUGUAAUGAUGGACUUGUUCUGAAUGGAGAUCAGUGUGUGCCUCCAACAGGUUGUGGUUGCCACUAUGCUGGACGUUAUCGGCAGCCUGGAGAGCAGUUCUGGCAUGGUGAAGAGUGUCAGUCUCUGUGCGUUUGUGAUGGAAUUACUGGAAAUGUCCAAUGCACACCAUCAUCUUGCAGUGAACAAGAAGUCUGCAGUGUGGUGGAGGGAGAGUACGGCUGCCAUGCUAGGUCACAUGCUAGCUGUUCUGCUUCAGGAGACCCACAUUAUAAGUCUUUUGAUGGAACCUACUUUGAUUUUCAAGGCACGUGCACAUAUGUGCUGGCCACAGUAUGUAAUGACACUCGUGGGCUUCCGGUCUUCCAGGUGGAUGCAAGAAAUGAGGCUUGGCAGGGACUCACAGUGUCAAUGACCGUUGAGGUUUUUGUCAAUGUUUCUGAGCAUCUGGUACACAUGUCACAGGACAUGAAUGGUUAUUCUUCUGUUCAGGUUGAUGGAGAGAUCCGGAACCUUCCCAUCCUACUUGACUCUGGCCGGGUAUCUGUCUACUCCACUGGAUCACAAAUAGUUGUUUCAACUGACUUUGGUUUCAGUGUGACUUACGGCUUCUGGGCAGUAAACGUCAUUGUACCUGCAGACUACAGAGGAGUUACCUGUGGACUCUGUGGUAACUAUAAUGGUCAUACAGAAGAUGAUUUCAUGACUCCUUCAGGUUCUUUGGCACCAUCAGCAGAUCAGUUUGGAGCAGAAUGGAGGGUUGAGGAUGAAGUGCAAUGCAGUGAUGGACCUGUAGAUGGUCCAUUGUGCCAAGAUCAAACCAUUGCUCAAAGUCUGUGUGAGAUCAUCAAGGACAAUCAGGGCCCAUUUAGCUUCUGCCAUGCCGUUGUAGAUCCACAAGCAUACUUUAAUGACUGUUCAUUUGACGUGUGCCUCUCUGGAAACAGUAAUGAUGUCUUGUGCCACUCUUUGGAAUCCUAUAUGAGGGCUUGUCAAUCUGCCAAUGCUGUUGUCUUCCCCUGGAGAGAAAGUGCAUCCUGUGUCAUGCAGUGUCAGUUAGAGAACAGUCACUAUGAAUUGUGUGGCACAGACUGUGGUCAUACGUGUGCCAGCAGCGUUGAUGCUAGUUGUGAACACACAUGUUCAGAGGGUUGUUUCUGUAAUGAUGGAUUUGUGAGGAGCGCAGGACUCUGUGUACCUGUAGAGCAAUGCGGCUGCUUGUAUGACGGAUUCUACUAUGAUAUGGGUGAAGAGUUCUGGAAUUCAGAAUGUUCUCAACGUUGUGAGUGUUUUGGCCCAAAUGAUCUGCGUUGUUCUGCAUCCUCUUGCCCAUUGACUAUGGAGUGUACAGUAAGAAAUGGACAUCGUGGCUGCUAUGGUGAAAUGUCCACAUGUUCCGUGUGGGGUGACCCUCACUACAUCACCUUUGAUGGGGCUGUCGCCCACUUUCAGGGAACAUGUUCAUAUGAAAUUGCCCAGACCUGUGGUACUGUUACUGAUGAAGAUCUGGAGUUCCGUGUGGUGGCCACCAACAGACACCGUGGAAACAUGGCAGUGUCAUUUGUGUCUGUAGUGCAUGUUUGGGUGUCUCACCAUGGACAAAAGACGCAAAUAACUAUUGAACAGACCAAACAAGUCAAAGUUAAUGGGAAUUACUCUGACUCAGCUUCUCAAGCCCAUAAUCUGGUAGCGGUAUAUGAAGAGCAGGGAUUUGUGGUUGUGAAUGCAUUCAACAAACUUCUGGUCCAUUUUGAUGGCCAUAGCACCCUUCUAGUCAGAUUAAGCCAAAGUUACCAUGGAUCCGUAUGUGGAAUGUGUGGCAAUUACAAUGGAGACCCAGCAGAUGAUAUCGCAUCACCCAACGGAGACCUUGCACCUAAUGAUAAUGACUUUGGCAACAGCUGGAUAUCAGACACCAGUACACCAGGAUGUGGUGCCAGUGAUCGGGCCGCUAAUCCGAAUGAUUGUCCAUUUAAAAAGGAGUAUUCUGAUCUCUGCGCUAUUAUAACCAACAAAACUGGACCAUUCCAGCAAUGCCAUCUUUAUGUUGACCCUGCACCGUACUACUACUCCUGUGUUUAUGACCUGUGUCUCUACACACCAGAGAAUGGCAUGUUGCGUUCAUCUGUUCAGGGUUAUGAGGCGGCUUGUGUCAUCUUGGGCAUACAGAUCCCAGAGUGGCGCUCUAGUCCAUGCUGCAAUGUGGGAGACUGUUGUUCUGAGCUCAAUUGUACUGAAGAUGAAUGGUGUGGAGAGAAGAAUGGUGUUUACGGCUGUUUCUGCAAUGAGGACCAUCCCAGAUCUGACUCUUUUGGUACAUCUCAAACCUGUGAAAGCAGUACGGGAUCUAUAUCUAUAUCCCGCUGUCAGCUCUUUGAAGCUGGUUUUUCAGCUCAUGACCUGCACCUUAAUGAUCCCAGAUGCAGAGGAAUCAUCCAGAAUGGCCGAGUGGAGUUUAGUUUUGAUAACAAUGAACACAUCUGUGGUACAAAUCUUGUGGCCAAUGGCACUCAUUACAUCUAUGAGAACUUUAUUCUGGGGACAUCAGAUUCAGCUAAAGGGCUCAUUACCAGAGAGAGAAAACUGAAGCUAUCUUUCAGCUGCAUUUACGCUUUAAGCCAAACACUUUCCAUGAAUAUGGAAAUCAAUCCACUGGAGAGCAUUGUUCACAGGACCCUUCCUGCUGGUGAAGGGAGGUAUCAGGUUCGAAUGAUCCCAUAUCAGGAUGUUGGGUUCUCUCAGCCCUUCAAUGGUAAUGUGAAUGUAGAACUCAACCAGCAGAUUUUUGUUGAGGUUCGUGUUGAUGGGGUUGACAGUCGACAGUUUGCCACAGUGAUUGACCGAUGUUGGGCUACACCUGUGAAUGAUCCAGAUUACAGUCAGGGCUGGGAUCUCAUCACUGGAGAGUGUCCUAAUACAAAUGACGUGACAGUGGAGCUUCUUCAGAAUGGUGUCUCGACAUCCAGCCGUUUCUCCUUCGGCAUGUUUACCUUUACUGCCAACACCACUAAGAUUUACCUGCACUGUGGUGUUCAUCUUUGUCUUCUGGCCAGCAGUAACUGCUCAGCGCAUUGUUAUCCUGGAUGCCGUCAGAGGGAAGGCAGGUCUCUGGACUUCCAUGACAGUGCUUCCAUAUCCAUGGGUCCUCUGGUCUUGUCUGAAAAGAUCUCAGACACAUUGGUCUCAAUAAAAGGAAGAAAGUCUGGAGCUCGAGGUCUGUGUGGAAGCUUGAUAAUACUGCUGGUUUCACUUCUGACCGCCUGCAGCAUCUUCUAACAGAUUUCUUGAGAAAAAAAAAACAUGUAAUUUAAGUUUUAAAUAUUAUUUGUUUUAUCAUAUUAAUAUAUUAAUAUAAAUAAUAUAUAUGUUAUUUUAUUCUGUUUAACCAAGAAAAUUGAUCAUAAACAGUAAACUUAUUAUCAAUUAACUACCUUUACCUUUAUAAUGAUUUUAUGUGAUAUAAUCAUGGGCUUUACUCCAUGGUGAUAUUUUGCUAACUUGCUUUGAUGUAAAAGAUUGAUUUCUUGACUUUUAAAAUACGGUAUUGUAUAAAACAGUAAAUAAA
Molecule: messenger RNA, 11353 nt
Organism: Misgurnus anguillicaudatus (oriental weatherfish)
Lineage: Eukaryota; Metazoa; Chordata; Actinopteri; Cypriniformes; Cobitidae
Source: RefSeq, a predicted model, not a curated record